This is a messenger RNA of Lepus europaeus (European hare), 4250 nucleotides long. It is a transcript of the gene CEP44, whose product is annotated as centrosomal protein 44. Lineage: Eukaryota; Metazoa; Chordata; Mammalia; Lagomorpha; Leporidae. The record is from RefSeq and is a predicted model, not a curated record. The transcript is spliced from 12 exons. Gene Ontology annotation, cellular component: spindle pole; centrosome. Bases 282 to 1415 code for a protein of 377 amino acids.
GACGUUUCCUAUUGUUGCCGGAAGUGACGUUCCUGCUCUAGCCCUUAAAGAGGAAGCAUUUUUGUCUCCGAAUUCCGGACGGACGUCGUGUGGAAUCUGCAGCGAGGCAACCAAGAGCGCUCCCGAGCCUGCCGCUUGGAAGGUCUCGCCGCGGUGCGUGGCGGGCCUGAACCCACGGUUCCAAAUACAAACGGUCGGCGCGAGAAGCUUGCCUGGGAGCCGGCACUGGGCGGUGAAAAGCUAGAUUAUUUCAAAGUUGGAGUUGAAGCUGAUGUUAAAUAAUGGCAACAGGUGACUUAAAAAGAAGCUUACGGAACCUAGAACAAGUGCUUCGCAUGAUAAAUUAUCCUGAAGAGGUGGAUUCUGCAGGUUUGAUAAAAGGAGAAACAGCAGCAUCUCUGCCUAUCAUCAGCUAUUCCCUUACCUCAUAUUCACCUUAUGUAGCGGAACUCCUGAUGGAAUCUAAUACUGAGCUCGUAGCAAAGAAUGACUUGCGCUUUAUAGAUACUGUCUAUAAGCUUCUUCGUGAUCAAUUCAAUUAUAAACCAAUUCUGACAAAAAAGCAAUUUACCCAAUGUGGAUUUGCAGAAUGGAAAAUCCAAAUUAUUUGUGAUAUUUUGAAUUUUGUUAUGAAAAAGCACAAGGAAUUGAGUGGUCUGGAGAAGACUCCAUCACAACAAAGAAAGAAAAUUGGUUAUAUUAAGUCAGAACCUUCUUCAAGCACUGAGAAAACAUCUGAAGAACCUGUUGGCGUUGACAUUACUGGCAGGUUUCUGACUGCAGGAAAGAAGAAAGCUGUGGUGAUCCGUCAUCUGUAUGAUGAAGAUAAUGUUCAAAUUCCUGAAGAUACAACAACUACAGUAACAGAUGUUAAUGAAGCAUUCGAUUUGAGUGACUUAAAGACUACUGAAAUAAGUAUUCCUGAAGUAAAGAUCCCUGAAAUCAAGCCUGAGCAACAGGAUAUAAAUGUUAAUCCCGACAUUAUUGCACUACGGACUAUGCUUGCUGAAUGCCAAGAAAAACUUACGAAACUUACUCUCUUAGAGAAAAGGUUAGACAGUUUGGAAGAAAAAAUGAAAGGAAAAGUAAUGGUAAAUGAAAAAACCUGGACUAAUCUUCUGAGUCGUGUUACUCUUCUUGAAACAGAAAUGCUCUUAUCAAAAAAGAAUGAUGACUAUGUAGCAUUUAAUGAAGUGAGUGAGGACUGUGCUUCUACCAGUGACAUGGAGUUUCUGAAUCCUGAAAGAAAAAGCAAAAUGGAGGGACAAGCAAAUAUUCCUCUGUCCUCUGGUUAUAGUACAGCAUCAUCAGAUUCAACUCCCAGAGCCUCGACUGUUAAUUACUGUGGUUUGAAAGAGUUUUCAGAGGAAACAACAAUCCAGAAAAUGGAAAGGAUGAAAAAAAUGCAAGUUUGACUCUGUGCCUUGGAAACAUGGGAGGUUCCAGAAGUUACUGGAGAACUCUUGUAAAAAUACAGAAGUUUAAGAAGAACCCUAAGAGUGCUAAGCAUUCAUCCCCCAUGAUUCCCACUUCACACCUCAUUCUCUACUUACAGAUUUUGCUUUUGUGAUUCACCCAUGUGAUUUCAUCAAUGAAAUGAGCAUUUGAGAAAAUCUUUAAAAAAAUUGUCAAAAUGGGAGAUAAUAAACCAAAGAUGAAGUGUUUGCAAUAUGAAUAACCAACAAAAUGUUAGUAUUCAGAAUUUACAAAGAGCAUCUAUAAGUGAAAACAAUCCAAUAGAAAAGAGUACAAAAGACAAUAGGAAUUAUGCAGAAAAAGUAUCUUGAGUGAGCAAUAUACACAUGAAGAGAUACUCAUCAGAUUUAUAAAAUUUUAAAAUAUAAAGUUUUGCUGAUUCUAUAGUCAAGGGGAGUUUUAAGUUCUCUUGGAAGUGCAAUCAAGGCAACCACUUUGCAAAAUAAUUAGCGAAGUCUAAUAAAGUGAAGAUGUACAUAUGAUUACAACCAGCAGCAGCAACUGUGAUGUAUACCUUAGAUAAAUUCUCUCACAAAUACUUUAAGAAUAUACAAUAUUCAUAGCAGCAUUGCAUGAAAUUGCUACUUUGUAAUUACCAUUAGUGAGAAAUGAAACUGAAGAUGAAGAGUCUUGCUUAUUAUUAUUAGGCGCUUUGCCUUGUGAGACAGUGAGAUGCUUUGGUGUAGAGAAUCUUGCUUUACAAAGGUUGCUCUUCGGAGAAUUAUAAAAGGAUGAGUUGGGGGCCAACAUUGUGGCAGAAUGCUGUGACACCAGCAUCCCAUAUGAGUGCCAGUUCAAGUCCCAGCUUCUCCACUUCAGAUUCAACUCCCUGCUAAUGUGCCUGGAAAAGAAGUGCAAGGUGGCCCAAGCAGUUCUAGAUUCCUGGCUUUGGUCAGAUCCAGCCCCAACCAUUGUGGCCACUUUGGGAGUGAACCAGCAAAUGAUUUUCUUCCUCUCCAUCUCUGUAACUCUGCCUUUCAAAUAAAUAAACGAAAAGAACAGAGGUAGAAGCAGGAGGGCUGGUUAGGGAAACAUUACAGUGUCCCAGAGAUAAAGGAGGACUCAAGGUAAAUAGCAGUGGAGAUAAAAGGACACCAAAAAGAGAUACACAAAUAGAUGGAAUCAAGGAAUUAUCUAUUGACUAAGUGGGAAAGGGAAGUGAGAGGAAGGAGGGGAAAUAAGAGGAGAGGAAGGAAGAGAAACUUGUGUUUUGGAUAAAUGAUAGUUACCAAGAGAAUGUUGACAGUGAUCCCAUGGAAAGUCAUUUUUGAAGAGCACUAUUUUCUAAUGCAUGCACUAGAAUUGUCUUCAAUCUUUAAUUCUAGGAAAUUAAAUAAACACAUUAAUUUGUUGGAUAGGCUUGUUUAUACGUGACUGAGUUUGGUACAAACAAUGCUUUAGUUUCAGUAUAGUUGAAAAUAACUUUUGGGGGCAGGCAUUGUGAUGCAUGAGGAUCUGCUGCCAUUUGAAAUACUCAGGUACGAUAUUGGAGUACCUAGGUUCAAGUCCCACCUCAGCUUCCAAUCCAACUUCUUGCAGUUGCACACUUGGAAGGCAGCAGAUGAAUAGCUCAAAUAUUUGAGUCCCUGUCUCUCAUGUAAGAUAUCCAGAUUGAGUUGUUAACUCUUGGCUUCUGUUUGGCCUAGCCCUGGCUAUUGUGGAUAUUUGGGUUGUGAAUCAGUGGAUGGAAUGUCUUUCUGUCUCUAUUCUCUUUCUAGAUAUGCCUUUCAAAUAAAUAUAAACAAAUAAAUAAACUUAAAAUAUUUUUGGUAGUAAUUUCACAAGCUUCUGAGAGACUCAAAUACAAUCUUUUUUCUUAAUACUACCUACCAUGGCCUCUGAUAUGUCAUGGGACCAUCUCUGUCAUUCCUCUUCAAUUUUGGACUCAUUUCAUUUCACAUUGUUCAUUUUAGUCAGAGAAUUGAAGGCCAUAAUUUUAAGAUUUAUUUAUUUGAAAGGGAGAUGGGGAGAGAGAGAGAGAUCUUCCACCUACUGGUUCACUCCCCAAAUGACUGUUAGAGCCACAGCGAAGCCAAGCCAAAGCCAGAAACCAUCAAGAACUCCUGAGCUGUCCUCCACUGCCUUCUCAGGUGCAUCAGCAUACUGCUGGAUCUGACAGCAGCCAGGACUCAAACCAGCAUUCUGAUAGGAAAAUGCCAGUGUUGCAAGCGGCAGCUUAACCUGCUGUGCCAUACACUUACCCGAGAAUUGUCUUUUUACUUUGUUUUCCCUACCUAUAUGUCUACAAAGAUGGCAUCAAUUGCUCUUUUCCACUCCCAAACCGUGAUUUAACAAUAUAAACUGAAACAAUUUUUAAUCCAAAAUUACAUAGAAAAUGUUAUAAUAAACAACUGAUAUCUAAGUUUAGGAUGUGCAGAGUUAUGACCAAUAUACUUUCCAAUUUUAUUAGGAAGAUAAAUCAGAAUGAGUUGAGAAAAUACUACAGGAUAGCAAUUUUCUCAAACACAUGCACAUAAAAAAAUUCACACAUUUCACCAAGAGUUAGUAAGUAUUUUCAGAAAAGUUGUUAGCCUUUCCCCUCUUAGUACAGUUUUAGUUGUAAAAGCUGAAGAAGACAUAUGUUUUAAAACUUUUUGAUAUAUCUUCAAAGUUAUAAAAGUUAUAAAGUAGUCAAUGCUAAAAUAUAUUUGGUAGUUUAGCAAUAAUGUUUUGCCUCCAGAACAAUGUUCUCACACUGUAUAGCUUUAAGAAUGUAGUUUACUCAUGAGAACUAAAAAUGUUAUGUUUUGAGAAACCAAAGGGAAAAAGUUCAA